CUUGCGUAAAUCUACAUCAUUCUGCGUCAACACCGCGCUGUGCGUGGAGUGACGUUUCUGUAGUACUGGCUAAGUUUGGCUGUUCCGAAACCGACUGUAGCCUCCUUAAUUAAUGGCCUGUCCUGUCAGUAACACGGUGGAGCUGAACCCCACCCUCCUCCCUCUGGAAUGGCUUCUGGGCACCUGGGAGUGUGAUGAACCAGGAGAGGGCUCCUUCCCCACCAUAAAACCUUUCCGUUACACAGAGACGCUGCAUUUCAGUCAUGUAGGACAACCAGUCAUCAACUUCAUGUUCAAUGCAUUUCAUGCCGAGUCUAAGAAGCCCCUGCACAGAGAGUGCGGGUUUGUUCGAAUGCAGCCGGGGACUAACAGAGUGGCCUUCAUCAUUGCACAGAACUCAGGUCUGGUGGAAAUCGAGGAGGGAGAGCUGACAGGGCAGCAGCUGAGCCUGCAGUCCCUGCAACUAGCCCGAACCUCUUUUGCAAAAGAGCCUUACGUAAAGCAGAUUUGCAGAGUGUUUCAGCUCCGGUCUGACGGGAAGCUGGAGCAGACAGUUUCUAUGGCAACAGACAACCAGCCCCUGAUGCAGCACUUGCGCAUCACCUACCGUCGAUCGUCUUGAGCAAGCAGGAGGGCUUCUCAUGCACUGAAAUAAGUUUCCAGAUAUAUAUCUGGAAACACUCGAUCAAUAAUUCCAGUUGUGUAAGGGAAACAUAAACAAAUCUACAGAGAUAUACCUCUAUACUGUUAUGUGGUAAAAAGGCUGUGGUAUAACCUGUUGAACUGAAAUAAUCAAACUUAAUCUUAACCACUAGUUAAACAUCACAGACAAUAUCAGGAUGUUCAUGGUGUAUAUUUAAUCUGUAAAGCUAUUUCAAUGUGAAGAUAAUAGAAGUACUAUAUGUGACUGUCACUGCACUAUCAUAAAAUUGUAAGCUAAAGCAGCUGGAGACAUUGCACUGUCCUUUGAAUGUGGGCUUCAGGGGUUUUUUCUUUUACUGAGUGGCACUAUGUAGAAAAAAAAAAGACUAUUUAAGGCCACUGUUUUCACAUAUGUGCUCAGAGACAUCCAUGUCUGCGAGGGGGCAGCUUCACUGUUCGUGUGCUGGAUAAAUUAAAUUACUCAUUUUGUCUUUGCUU
Messenger RNA from Pundamilia nyererei, 1140 nucleotides. RefSeq names its product THAP domain containing 4 (gene thap4). The transcript has 5 exons. The record is from RefSeq and is a predicted model, not a curated record. NCBI's taxonomy places the organism in Eukaryota, Metazoa, Chordata, Actinopteri, Cichliformes, Cichlidae. The coding region runs from base 113 to 622 and encodes 169 amino acids.